Molecule: messenger RNA, 2256 nt
Organism: Scheffersomyces coipomensis
Lineage: Eukaryota; Fungi; Ascomycota; Pichiomycetes; Serinales; Debaryomycetaceae
Gene: GCN20
Product: putative AAA family ATPase
Exons: 1
Coding region: 1-2256 (751 amino acids)
Molecular function (GO): ATP hydrolysis activity; ATP binding
Source: RefSeq, a predicted model, not a curated record
AUGUCAAAUAUAGGUUUACAAGUACGUCAGACUGUUCCUUCUAUAGAUCAUAUAGUAGCAGAAUAUGCUACAGGAUACAUACAGCAUGUAUCGAAGGCUACAGAAGAUAUCGUGUCUGCUCAACAUAUCAACAUAGAUGAAGAGAUGGGUUUCAUCAAAGAACUCUUAAUAAAUGCAGGAGGUGUGGAAACAAAGGUUUCAGGCUUAAUAAAGUCAUUAACAGAACAAUUAUCCACGAAGCUUCAAGAUAACAUGUCCAAGUUGGAAAUUACUGGUGAUACUUCCAAGAGAUUAUUAGAUGUCAACUUAUUACAAUCUAAUUCAAAGAGAGAUAUUAAUACCUCAUUAGCUUUAUUGGGUGCUACUCAUGACAUUGAACAUACCGGUAGAAAGAUGGAAAGUAGAGUUGAUAAGAAGAAAUUAGAAAAACAAGAAAGAAAGAUUGCUAAGAAGGUUGCUAAAAGAAAUAACAAAUUUGUUGAAUAUGAAGCAUCAAAAUUAUUAAACUCAAAGAAGGAAGACGAUUAUGAUUCCUUCUUUCUUGAAAUCAAUCCAUUGGAUUUUGGUUCAAGUGCUGGUAAAUCUAAGGAUAUUAAGUUAGAAAACUUUGAUCUUUAUGUUGGUGAUGGUAAGAGAAUCUUAAGUGAAUCUACAUUAACUUUAGCCUACGGAAGAAGAUAUGGUUUAGUAGGACAGAAUGGUAUUGGUAAAUCUACAUUAUUAAGAGCAUUGUCUAAGAGAGAAUUAAAUGUUCCGAAGCAUAUUACCAUUCUUCAUGUGGAGCAAGAAAUAAGAGGUGAUGAUACCACAGCAAUUCAAAGUGUCUUAGACGCUGAUGUAUGGAGAAAGAGUUUGUUACAAGAAGAACAAAAACUUGGAGAAAGAAUUAGCGAAAUCGAAGCAUUAAGAGCUCAAUUUGAUGAAGAUUCAAAUGAAGUUAAAAAGUUAGACAAUGAAAGAGAGGAUUUAGAUGCUCAUUUACAAGAAGUCAGUGAUAAAUUGUAUGAUAUGGAAUCUGAUAAAGCAGAAAGUAGAGCUGCCGGUAUUUUAUAUGGUUUAGGUUUUACGAAAGAGUCCCAAGGUUAUCCAACUAAACAAUUCUCAGGGGGUUGGAGAAUGAGAUUAUCACUUGCCAGAGCUUUGUUUUGUCAACCUGAUUUGCUUUUACUAGAUGAACCUUCCAAUAUGUUGGAUGUUCCAUCUAUUACAUUCUUAGCUAACUAUUUACAAGGUUAUAAGUCAACUGUCCUUGUGGUAUCGCAUGAUAGAUCAUUCUUAAAUGAUGUUGCGACAGAUAUUAUCCAUCAACAUUCAGAAAGACUUGAUUAUUAUAGGGGAUCUAACUUUGAUUCUUUCUAUGCUACCAAGGAAGAAAGAAUUAAAAAUCAAAGAAGAGAAUAUGAUAAUCAAAUGGCAUACAGAAAGCAUUUACAAGAAUUUAUUGAUAAAUUUAGAUACAAUGCUGCCAAAUCUUCAGAAGCUCAAUCUCGUAUAAAGAAAUUAGAGAAGUUACCUAUGUUAGAAGCUCCAGAAGAUGAAAAAGCAGUAACAUUUAAAUUUCCAGAUCCAGAUAAUGUUUCACCUCCUAUCUUACAAUUACAAAAUGUUACGUUUGGUUACGAACCUACUAAGAUUCUUAUUAAUAAUGUAGAUUUGGAUGUUCAAAUGAAUUCCAGAAUUGCAUUUUGUGGUGGUAAUGGUACUGGUAAGACUACAUUAUUGAAAUUAUUAAUGGGUCAAUUGAGUCCUUUAGAUGGUAUGGUAAGUAAAAAUGGAAGAUUGAGAAUUGGUUAUUUUGCCCAACAUCAUGUUGAUGCCAUGGAUUUGGAACUUUCAGCAGUAACUUGGAUGUCACAAACAUUCCCAGGUAAGACUGAUGAAGAUUACAGACGUCAUUUAGGUUCCUUUGGUAUUACCGGUAGUUUAGGGUUACAAAAGAUGGAAUUAUUAUCAGGGGGUCAAAAAUCUAGGGUAGCAUUUGCUGCAUUAUGUUUAAACCAACCACAUAUCUUAAUUCUAGAUGAACCUUCUAAUCACUUGGAUACUCAAGGUCUUGAUGCCUUAGCUGAGGCUUUAAAUAACUUUGCUGGUGGUAUCUUAAUGGUUUCGCAUGAUGUUACCAUUAUUGAUAGGGUUUGUAAUGAAAUUUGGAUUAGUGAAGACAAUACAGUCAAGCACUUCCCAGGUAAUAUCCAUGAUUAUAAGAAGCAUAUCUUAGCAGCUGCCGAUAUUGCUGGUGUUGUUAGGAAGCAUUAG